Oryzias latipes (Japanese medaka) is the source of this 3734-nucleotide messenger RNA. RefSeq names its product gephyrin b (gene gphnb). The record is from RefSeq and is a predicted model, not a curated record. NCBI's taxonomy places the organism in Eukaryota, Metazoa, Chordata, Actinopteri, Beloniformes, Adrianichthyidae. Gene Ontology annotation, molecular function: molybdopterin molybdotransferase activity. Gene Ontology annotation, biological process: glycine receptor clustering; establishment of synaptic specificity at neuromuscular junction; postsynaptic neurotransmitter receptor diffusion trapping. Gene Ontology annotation, cellular component: cytosol; postsynaptic specialization; postsynaptic membrane.
CUACUUGCCUCGUCUGGCUGAAUCUUGCCGUAUCCCAUCCCUCCUCCUUCUGUUUCUCCUCCUCUUCCUCACCCUCCCCUCCCUCUCUCCUCCAAGUUCGAUGCGAUCGGCUCUGGGCCCUGCCGUGAGUUCUCGGUGCGGGCGACAGCGCUGCUGAACAUGGCGUCAGACGGGAUGAUUUUAACGAACCACGACCACCAAAUCAGGGUUGGAGUCCUGACAGUGAGCGACAGCUGUUUUCGGAACCUCGCCGAAGAUCGCAGUGGCAUCAAUCUCAAAGACCUCGUCCACGAUCCCUCUUUAUUGGGGGGCAUGAUCACAGCCUACAAGAUAGUUCCAGAUGAAAUAGAUGAAAUUAAGGAGACACUAGUGGACUGGUGUGAUGAAAAGGAGCUCAACCUCAUUCUCACCACUGGAGGCACCGGCUUUGCUCCACGAGAUGUCACACCAGAGGCCACUAAAGAAGUGAUAGAGCGUGAGGCUCCAGGGAUGUCUCUGGCGAUGCUGAUGGGAUCCCUCAAUGUCACACCACUAGGCAUGCUUUCCAGACCUGUGUGUGGUAUCCGAGGAAAAACGCUCAUCAUUAACCUACCAGGAAGCAAGAAAGGCUCACAGGAAUGCUUUCAGUUCAUCCUUCCAGCGCUGCCCCAUGCCAUUGACCUUCUUAGGGAUGCAGUGGUGAAGGUGAAGGAGGCCGCCGAUGACUUGGAGGACCUACCCUCACCACCGCCGCCUCUCUCACCCCCCCUCAACAGUUCCCCUCGCCGCCAAACAGAAGACAAAGGUGUGCAAUGCGAGGAGGAAGAUGAGGAAAAGAAGGACAGUGGUGUGGCCUCCACAGAGGACAGCUCUUCCUCCCACAUCACCGCUGCAUCCAUUGCUGCCAAGAUUCCAGACUCCAUUAUCUCGCGGGGUGUGCAGGUGUUACCCAGGGAUGCAGCUUCUCUCAGCACCACGCCCUCCGAGUCGCCCCGCGCCCAGGCCACCUCCCGACUUUCUACGGCGUCCUGCCCCACACCCAAAGCGCGGCUCCCCUCCUGUUCAUCCACCCUAAGCAUUGCUGAGGCCUCACGAAGAGAGUUCAGGGCUCACCUGGAUGAGGUCAUCACGCUCAAGUCAAGGUACUCUACCUUGGACCAGCUCCAGUGUAGGUUGGAGGGGCUUAAAGAUGAUCGCAGGAGGACCUUCAGCUCUCGAGUGCAAUCGAGAUGCAGCAGCAAAGAAAAUAUCCUAAGAUCAAGUCACAGUGCAGUGGACAUCACCAAGGUCGCACGGAGGCACCGCAUGUCUCCUUUUCCCCUUACCUCCAUGGACAAGGCCUUCAUCACUGUGUUGGAGAUGACCGCUGUCUUGAGCACUGAGAUCAUCAACUAUAGAGAUGGGAUGGGUCGAGUCCUGGCUCAGGACGUUUAUGCCAAAGACAACCUCCCGCCCUUCCCCGCUUCGGUCAAGGAUGGAUAUGCUGUGAGAGCGGCCGACGGCCCAGGUGACCGCUUCAUCAUUGGAGAGUCCCAAGCUGGAGAGCAGCCCACCCACACAGUGAUGCCUGGCCAGGUGAUGAGGGUGACGACAGGUGCACCGAUUCCAUGCGGGGCAGACGCUGUAGUCCAAGUGGAAGACACCGAGCUGCUUCGGGAGUCUGAAGAUGGCACAGAGGAGCUGGAAGUACGAAUCCUGGUACAAGCCCGUCCGGGACAAGAUAUCAGGCCUAUUGGUCAUGACAUCAAACGUGGGGAGUGCGUUUUGGCAAAGGGCACCCACAUGGGCCCCUCUGAAAUAGGACUGUUGGCGACUGUAGGCGUCACAGAGGUAGAGGUCCAAAAAUUCCCUGUGGUGGCCGUCAUGUCCACAGGAAAUGAGCUGCUCAAUCCAGAGGACGACCUUCAUCCAGGGAAGAUUCGGGACAGCAAUCGCUCCACCCUGCUUGCCACAAUCCAGGAACAUGGCUACCCCACCAUCAACUUGGGCAUUGUUGGGGACAAUCCUGAUGACCUUCUCAACGCUCUAAAUGAAGGCAUCAGCCGUGCUGAUGUCAUCAUCACCUCAGGAGGAGUGUCAAUGGGAGAGAAGGACUACCUUAAGCAGGUGCUGGACAUCGAUCUUCAUGCUCAGAUCCAUUUUGGACGCGUUUUUAUGAAACCAGGUCUCCCAACAACCUUUGCCACUUUGGACAUGGAUGGUGCUCGAAAACUAAUUUUUGCCCUCCCAGGUAGAAACCCCGUGUCCGCUGUUGUCACUUGUAAUCUUUUUGUCAUCCCUGCUUUGAGGAAGAUGCAGGGUAUUUUGGACCCCAGGCCCACCAUCAUCAAAGCGAGGUUGUCUUGCGAUGUGAAGUUGGACCCUCGCCCUGAAUACCACCGCUGCAUUUUGACGUGGCAUCACCAGGAGCCUCUGCCUUGGGCACAGAGCACAGGGAACCAGGUGAGCAGCAGGUUGAUGAGUAUGCGCAGUGCUAACGGGCUCCUGAUGCUACCCCCCAAAACAGAGCAAUACGUGGAGCUGCACAAGGGCGAGGUGGUUGACGUCAUGGUCAUCGGCCGGCUAUGAUGUCAUCACGGUGGGAUGGCGAGAUGGCGUCACAUAGCACGGGUUGGAAAUGGGUGGUUCACGGUGCAUGUCCACAUAUCAUUAACUAUUCUGUAAUAUGCAACGGCACAGCUAGUUUUUAUUGAUUUGGAAAACGUUGAGGUAUAGUCAACAUCUUGAUCACAACCUAGAUACAUAUGAAAAAAAAUAAUUUAAAAAGAUUAUUGUAUUUCAAAGAAAAAAAUAUAACUUUUAAUGAAAACAUUAAUUAUAAAAAGAGAUUUAUUCUGUAAUAUAUUAUUAUGAUUAUUCUUAUUAUUAUUAUCACUAUUCUUCUUAUUAUCAUUAUUAUAUUAAGGCAACUUUGUUCCUUUCAUUGCAAUUGCUUUGUGUGUUCAAUGCUAGACCUUAUCUAUAGCAGUAGCAUUUUAAUAGACAGCUGUAGGUGCCUGCCAGGACUAAAAAAAAGAAAAAAGAAUUUUUUUAUUUUCUCAUCUUUAGUGGACUAAAAUAAUCAGUUUUCUGAAAAUGGAGAAAACAUUAAAAAAAACUCCAGUUUUCCCAUGGUGCUCAGGUACGAGGAUGAGGGCGCACACUCGACCGCCUCCUUAUCUGAGCGCCCAUCGAGGUGACACUUCAGUUUUUCUCUCAUUAGUAUGCAUCAUAAUGGCUUCACAAAGAGCUUUGCUUGUUGUUUAUCUUGUGAGUCUUGUUAAUGUGCGCAGUGCCAAAUGCCUGGGCAGGGAGGAGGUGGGGAGGGGGGACGGGACGGGACGGGACGCACCCCUGUGGGCCCAGACCCCGAAGCUUCCUUAUAUUCAUGGAGACCCGGGUGCAAACUCAGCCCCAAACCCUCAGCAGGGGCGAGCUGAGCCUGGGACAAACACUCUUUUAUUUAAACAACUAUUUAAGAAAAGAUUCCAGAAAAAAAGAAAACAGCUUCUUUAAGUGCUGAAAGCCUUUUUAACCAACUUCACAAAAAUGUACAGAAAAAAAAGAACCAUAUUGUACAGAUAUAUGUGACCAGCACUCCUGAAGAAAUUAUUAAGCAAUGAGGAGACAUUGAUCAAUGCUGUACUAUAACAUUUUCUGUAAUGAUAUGAAACUGAUGAAAUAGACUAUAAUAAAAUCCUUGAUCAUUAUGUAAAAAAAUGUAACAAAACAAUUCUUGUUGGGUUUCUUUUUUUUAAUAAAACAUGUAAAAAAAA